Molecule: messenger RNA, 306 nt
Organism: Lachancea dasiensis
Lineage: Eukaryota; Fungi; Ascomycota; Saccharomycetes; Saccharomycetales; Saccharomycetaceae
Source: the annotation of a GenBank genome assembly
AUGAAAGGUAACGUAGAAAAGCUAAACCCUGUCAAAAGAGAGCACUUGAGAGAUUAGAUCUCGGGAACAUCGAAUGGAGUAGUUUGCUUUGCUACCUACUUUACUGCAAGCAGCGAAUUAGACAGAAAUUCAGAUGACACCACGUUACACAAUGAAAAAUGUCACCCACUCACUGAUUCUGUGGUCUCCGCGACGCUUUCAAGGGUUAUCAUUGAGAAUGCUGAGCUCCGCUACUAUGUUAACCCCUCCAUGCAAUUUGAACAUGUGAAUUCUUCAAAUCUCGAAGACGUUGUAAGUAAAGUAUAA